UCCCCAAAAAUACUCGCCAGAUACCCUAAAAGAAAUAUCCCCUUUGUCUUCACCGAUCCGAGGUAAUGGGUGUGCAAACAGACGAGGAGUUUGCCGCCGGAGUGACGACGGGAAAAUCUAGAUUCCGGUUUAACUCGCCGCUGGUCCAGGUGAUCUUAAUUGGUUUGGUAUGUUUUUGCUGUCCGGGCAUGUUCAAUGCUCUUUCCGGUAUGGGCGGAGGCGGCCAGGUCGACCCCACCGCCGCCAACAAUGCCAACACCGCCCUCUACACCACCUUUGCAGUCUUCGGAGUUAUGGGCGGAGGAAUCUACAACGUUCUUGGUCCCCACCUUACUCUUUUCUCCGGGUGCAGCACUUAUGUUCUGUAUGCGGCUUCAUUUCUAUAUUACAACCAUCAUAAGCACCAGACUUUCGCAAUCGUCGCCGGCGCUCUCCUAGGAGUCGGAGCCGGUCUCCUUUGGGCCGGGCAAGGCGCAAUCAUGACAUCCUACCCUCCGGCUCAUCGGAAGGGCACUUACAUUUCCCUCUUCUGGAGUAUCUUCAAUAUGGGCGGCGUCAUCGGCGGGCUCAUUCCUUUCAUCCUCAAUUACCAUCGAAAUGAGGCCUCCUCCGUAAACGAUGCCACAUACAUCGGCUUCAUCUGCUUUAUGUCCGCCGGAACUCUCCUCUCCUUGUCCAUCCUACCUCCGAGCAGGGUGGUUCGCGACGACGGCACCCGGUGCACCAACAUCAAGUACACCCGUGCAUCCACCGAGGCCUUCGAGAUUCUCAAGCUCUUCCUCAACUGGAAGAUGCUUCUUAUGGUCCCUGCCGCCUGGGCCAGCAACUUCUUCUACAGCUACCAGUUCAACAAUGUCAACGGAGCACUCUUCAAUCUGAGAACAAGAGGCCUUAACAACGUCUUCUACUGGGGUGCCCAGAUGGUGGGCUCCGUCGGGAUUGGAUAUGUAUUGGACUUCAGCUGCAAGAGUAGGAGGAGCAGGGGAUUUUUGGGUAUUGGGGUUGUUGCUCUGCUCGGGACUGCCAUCUGGGGCGGCGGACUUGCCAACCAGUUCAAUUACUCCCAUGAUCAUCUUCCCCAGAGGCUCGAUUUCAAGGACUCCGGUGCCAAUUUUGCCGGGCCCUUUGUUCUCUAUUUCAGCUAUGGAUUGCUUGAUGCCAUGUUCCAAAGCAUGGUUUAUUGGGUCAUUGGGGCCUUGGCCGACGACUCUCAGACUCUUAGCAGGUAUAGUGGAUUCUAUAAGGGAGUGCAAAGUGCAGGGGCGGCUGUUGCUUGGCAAGUUGAUACCCACAAGAUUCCGUUGCUUUCUCAGCUGAUUGUGAAUUGGUCUCUAACAACAAUAAGCUAUCCUUUGUUGUUUGUUAUUGUCAUGUUGGCUGUCAAAGAUGACAAGAGUGCUGGAGGAGGAGCUGCUGUCGAGGCUGCCCUUCCUUCAGGUAAUCCUGUACCUGCAGCCUCUGCACAUGGCAACUCAUAGACUACUCAUGUAAUUUAUGGCUUUCAUUGCUAACGUAAAUGUGAUAUGAGGGAAAUUAGAGAACUCAUGUUUUGUGUAGAUUCAUAGCCUCACAUGUAACUCAGUUAAAGAUUUCCUUCCAACCACUUUAUGAAAUUCAUCUUGUUUUCAAUGCUAGAUGUUUUUGUA
This is a messenger RNA of Tripterygium wilfordii, 1646 nucleotides long. RefSeq names its product UNC93-like protein 1. The record is from RefSeq and is a predicted model, not a curated record. The coding region runs from base 66 to 1478 and encodes 470 amino acids. NCBI's taxonomy places the organism in Eukaryota, Viridiplantae, Streptophyta, Magnoliopsida, Celastrales, Celastraceae. The transcript has 2 exons.